AUGGGUUCAAAGCAAUGGGACAAAAUAUGGGGACAAGACCCCAUUUUGCUUCCUCUUGAAAAGCCUGAUCAGCUUAUUGAAGGCAAGGUGGAUUGGAGGGGUAGAGCAGCCAGUAAGGACAAACAUGGAGGAAAGAAAACUGCUUUGCUCAUAUUAGUGGCCUUCGGUUUCGAGAACAUGGCAAGUUUGGCACUGGCAGUGAACUUGGUGACAUAUUUCAAUGAGGUGAUGCACUUCAACUUGGCCGACGCUGCGAACGAGCUGACCAACUUCAUGGGCACCAGCUACAUUCUCUCCAUUCUCAUGGCCCUCCUCGCCGACACCUUCAUCGGCCGAUCCAAAAUUGUCUUCAUUUCUUUCUGUCUUGAGUUCAAGGGAAUUGGAUUGCUAGCAUUACAAGCUCACUUGCCGAAGCUGAAGCCAGCUCCGUGCAACAUAUUCGAUCCGCAUGGAAACUGCACUCAAGUCGGAGGCACCAACUCUGUGCUGCUCUUUGUGGCUCUGUACUUGGUGGCGCUUGGCAGCGGAGGGGUGAAAGCCUCCUUGCCGUCGCACGGCGCCGACCAGUUUGAAGAGAAAGACCCUGAAGAGGCCAAAGGCCUCUCCAGCUUCUUCAACUGGCUGCUACUGGCGGUGUGCGUCGGAGGAGUAGUUAGUCUAACCCUAAUUGUCUGGGUCGAAGACAACAAGGGCUGGGAUUUGGGGCUUGGAAUCUCAUCCCUUGCCAUGUUCGUGGGAGCUGUUCUCUUUCUUUGCGGAUUUCCACUCUACAGGAUUCAUGUUAUUCAAGCAACGAAUCCUGUCAUUGAGAUCAUACAGGUAUAUGUAGCUGCUUUAUGCAACAGAAAGCUUCAGUUGCCCGAGGAUCCUGAAGAGCUGUAUGAGAUCCAUAGGGACAAAGAAGCUGCUGCCAUGGAAACUGAGUUUCUACCCCACAGUGAUGCUUUCCGGUUCCUUGACAAAGCAGCCAUCCAAACACCUUCAACACAAUCUGGAAACCCUGAAAAUCCUAGUCCAUGGAAACUUUGCAGAGUUACUCAAGUGGAAAACGCAAAGAUAAUACUAGCCAUGCUUCCAAUCUUUUGCUGCACAAUCAUAAUGACCCUUUGCCUAGCUCAGCUCCAAACCUUCUCUGUCCACCAAGGCAUAACCAUGGACACAAAAGUCACCGAUUCUUUCAAGAUCCCAGCAGCUUCACUCCCCAUCAUCCCCGUUCUCUUCCUCGUCAUCCUAAUCCCCAUUUACGACAAAAUCUUUGUACGCUUUGCCCGGCGGAUCACUGGCCUCCCUACCGGCAUAACCCACCUUCAACGCGUCGGCGUCGGCCUUCUCCUCUCAUCGGUAUCCAUGGCAGCCGCCGGGCUCAUGGAAGUGAAACGAAAACAGGUGGCUCGAAACCAUGGCAUGCUUGAUGCAAUCCCAAUCUUACAGCCACUGCCCAUAAGCGUCUUCUGGCUAUCGAUUCAGUACUUUAUAUUUGGAAUAGCCGACUUGUUUACAUACGUUGGGCUUCUUGAGUUUUUCUACUCGCAAGCACCAAAAGGACUCAAAGCCAUCUCCAGUUGCUUUCUUUGGUCCUCCAUGGCAGUUGGGUAUUUCUUGAGCACCAUUAUGGUCAAGAUAGUGAACAGUGCAACCAAGGGAAGGACCAGAAGUGAAGGAUGGCUGGCUGGGAACAACAUCAAUAGGAACCAUCUGAAUCUGUUCUACUGGCUGCUUUCUCUAGUCAGCUUGAUCAAUUUCAUCAUGUAUUUGUUUGUUGCUAGGAGGUACACUUACAGGCCACAGGGUCUUCAGGAGAACAGCAAGGAAGAUAACACGGUCAAGGCAUUGAGCAACUAAUUAAACUGUGAAGCCAU
Diospyros lotus (date-plum) is the source of this 1859-nucleotide messenger RNA. RefSeq names its product protein NRT1/ PTR FAMILY 4.5-like. Gene Ontology annotation, biological process: transmembrane transport. The transcript has 6 exons. NCBI's taxonomy places the organism in Eukaryota, Viridiplantae, Streptophyta, Magnoliopsida, Ericales, Ebenaceae. The coding region runs from base 1 to 1842 and encodes 613 amino acids. Gene Ontology annotation, cellular component: membrane. Gene Ontology annotation, molecular function: transmembrane transporter activity. The record is from RefSeq and is a predicted model, not a curated record.